AUGGCCAGCUCGACGGUGAGCCAGGUCAAUGGCCAUGGAAGCGGCCUUCUAUCGUCUCCAGAGCUCGCCAACGGCCACAGCACGAGCACGCCCGGCGGCACCCUGGACCACAGCAACGGCGACGGUGACAGCGACAUCUACAACGCCAGCUCCGUGGCGGCCAUAAAGGCGACGCUCUCGCAGCUGCAGGAUCGAGAAGCCCUGGUGACGGCUCGUCUCGAUGCCCUGGUGGCCUCGCAAAAGGAUCUCUCGCGUGAACUCGGCCGUCUCGAUCUGCUGCGUGCCCAUCUGGGGACGCAGGCCAGCACCACCCGCUCUAUCAGCCACGAGAUGCUGUCCGGGGCGGCCUCCUCUGCACAUUCGCUGUCGAGCGCCGUCCGCAAGCUGGAUCUCGAGCAGUCCCGCGUCAGAUCGAUACUAGACAUGGUCGGGCAGGUUGCAGAGCUCAAGGCCUGCGUGCUGGGGGUUGCGGGCUCGAUGGGGGCCUCGCAGAACUGGGAGAUGGCGGCCUCCUAUAUGCACCGCGCAUCCAAGAUACCGGAGGAAGUGGUGAACAGUCCCUUUGCUGCGGAGAUUGUGCCUACAACGGAGGUGCCAGAUACCCCCAAUGUGACGCUGUCGAAUGCAGCCGAGUCCCUCUGUGCGCUGUUUCUACGGGAGUUUGAGCAGGCCGUGAAGGAGAACGACGGGGCCAAGAUCACUCGGUUCUUCAAGCUGUUCCCGUUAAUCGGCAAGUCAGACGUUGGCCUUGACGUGUAUGGCCGGUAUGUGUGCCAGGGAGUGGCUGCAAGAGCUCGCUCGAACCUCAAUGCCGGGACGGGGGGAGCACAGGCAAAGGAUGACUUCUUCUACGCCAAUGCCUUGACCAGGCUGUUCGAACACAUUGCUCAGAUCGUGGAUGCCCAUGGAGCCUUGGUUGAAAGACACUACGGCCCGGGGAAGAUGGGUCGAGUGGUGGAGCGGCUACAGGUCGAGGCGGAUGUUCAGGGGGGCAUCAUCCUGGAGUCAUGGGCAGAGGAGCGUCAUGUCGACCGCAAACUGACCGAUAUCAAGUCGUAUGCAUUUACGUUCUUGGUCCAGAGUUUCCUGCCGGCUGCCAGGGGUGCUGGUACUCCGCGGUCGAAUUCUCCGGCGAGCUGGGAUACGCCGCAGCGGAACAGUGAAGACGAAGGGGUUGAUAUGAAGGAGAUUGAUUCCAUAUUAAACGAGAUAUCAAUCAUGCUUGGCCGGUGGUCUCUCUACGGAAGGUUUCUAGCUAGUAAAUGCAAG
Trichophyton verrucosum HKI 0517 is the source of this 1269-nucleotide messenger RNA. RefSeq lists its product as uncharacterized. Lineage: Eukaryota; Fungi; Ascomycota; Eurotiomycetes; Onygenales; Arthrodermataceae. The annotation marks the transcript as partial. The transcript has a single exon. The record is from RefSeq and is a predicted model, not a curated record.